CACUGGCGUGGAUGCUCCCUUCACCCGGCCUUUGGGGACUCAGUUGUUUUUUGAUGGCGGCAGCCGCUGCUGGGUGAGCGGCCGGAGACUGUGCUGUACUCCUCCCGUCGGGAGAGGAUCGCUUUCUCCCGCCGUCACCACCUCCGCGUUGGUGGCGGUGCUUUUCCCUCUUUAACCUCUCCGCCACGCUCGAAGGGACGAGAAGAUGCCACUGCCAUUUGGAUUGAAACUAAAACGCACCCGGCGCUACACGGUGUCCAGCAAGAGCUGCCUGGUUGCCCGCAUCCAGCUGCUCAAUAAUGAAUUUGUGGAGUUCACGCUGUCUGUGGAGAGCACUGGCCAGGAGAGCCUGGAAGCUGUGGCCCAAAGACUGGAGCUCCGGGAGAUCACUUACUUCAGCCUCUGGUACCACAACAAGCAAAAUCAGCGCCGGUGGGUAGAUUUGGAAAAACCUCUUAAGAAGCAGCUGGAUAAAUAUGCACUGGAACCGACCGUCUAUUUUGGAGUGGUGUUUUAUGUGCCUUCAGUUUCACAGCUGCAGCAGGAGAUUACCAGGUAUCAGUAUUAUCUGCAGCUGAAGAAAGAUAUCUUGGAAGGAAACAUUCCUUGUACAUUAGAACAAGCAAUUCAGCUAGCAGGCUUAGCUGUUCAAGCUGAUUUUGGUGACUUUGAUCAGUAUGAGUCCCAGGACUUUCUUCAGAAAUUUGCCUUGUUUCCUGUGGGGUGGUUACAAGAUGAAAAAGUAUUGGAAGAAGCAACCCAGAAAGUGGCCUUACUGCAUCAGAAAUACAGAAGGCUCACCGCUCCUGAUGCGGAAAUGCUGUACAUGCAGGAGGUAGAGAGAAUGGAUGGCUACGGAGAAGAGAGCUACCCUGCGAAGGAUAGCCAAGGCAGUGACAUAUCCAUUGGAGCAUGUCUUGAAGGGAUCUUUGUGAAACACAAGAAUGGAAGGCCUCCUGUGAUAUUUAGGUGGCAUGAUAUUGCCAACAUGUCCCACAAUAAGUCCUUCUUUGCAUUAGAGCUGGCCAAUAAAGAGGAGACCAUCCAGUUUCAAACUGAAGACAUGGAAACCGCAAAGUACGUGUGGAGACUCUGUGUUGCACGACACAAAUUCUACAGACUAAAUCAGUGCAGCCUGCAAACUCAGACUGUCACAGUGAACCCAAUUAGGAGGAGGUCGUCUUCAAGGGUAUCCCUGCCUAAGCCCCAGCCCUAUGUGAUGCCUCCCCCACCCCAGCUGCAUUAUAAUGGACAUUAUACAGAACCAUACACUUCCUCCCAAGAUAACCUCUUUGCGACCAACCAGAACGGAUACUAUUGUCACUCUCUGACAAGUUUGGAUCGAGCUCAGAUUGACCUCAGUGGUCGGAUCCGAAACGGCAGUGUAUACAGUGCACACAGCACUAACUCCCUGAACAACCCGCAGCCCUACCUGCAGCCGUCCCCCAUGUCCUCUAACCCGAGCAUCACGGGGAGUGACGUCAUGAGACCCGACUACGUGCCGUCCCACCGGCACAGCGCCCUGAUCCCCCCGUCGUACCGUCCGACCCCAGAUUACGAGACGGUGAUGAAGCAGCUCAACAGAGGCAUGGUGCACGCCGGAAGGCAGAGCCACUCGCUGCGAAACCUCAACAUCGGCAACUCGUACGCCUACAGCAGGCCCGACGCGCUGGUCUACAGCCAGCCGGAAAUUCGGGAGCACGCCCCCUUCGCCUCCCCGCAGUCGGCCCACUACCCGUUCAGCCUGAACUACAGUUUCCACAGCCCGUCCCCGUACCCGCACCCCGCCGAGCGGCGGCCCGUGGUGGGUGCCGUCAGUGUGCCUGAGCUGACCAACGUGCAGCUGCAGGCGCAGGACUACCCAGCCCCCAACAUCAUGCGGACGCAGGUGUAUCGCCCGCCCCCGCCCUACCCGCCCCCGCGGCCGGCCAACAGCACCCCGGACCUGUCCCGCCACCUGUACAUAAGCAGCAGCAACCCCGACCUCAUCACCAGGCGCGUGCACCACUCGGUGCAGACGUUCCAGGAGGCCAGCCUGCCCGUGGCGCACUCCCUGCAGGAGGUCAGCGAGCCGCUCACGGCCGCCCGGCGCGCGCACCUGCACAAGAGGAACAGCAUCGAGGUGGCCGGGUUGGCGCACAGCCUCGAGGGCCUGCGGCUCAAGGAGCGCACCCUGUCCGCGUCGGCCGCCGACCCGCCGCCCAGGCCCGUCUCGGCGGGCUCCCAGCCCGGCGGCUGCCCCGAAAGGGCUGAGCGGGACCAGGCGGACGAGCGGGGAGGCCUGGGCUACGGCCACAAGAAGUCUCUCUCCGACGCCACCAUGCUGAUCCACAGCAGCGAGGACGAGGAGGACCUGGAGGAGGAGAUCGCCUCGCUGGCGGUGCCCUUUCCCCGGGGCCGCCACUCCCCGGAGCAGCAGGCCGGCCCCUCCCGCGGCCCCUGCGCCCCCGCCGCCCCCGCCGCCGCCGCCGCCGCCCCGGGCCCCCUGCACGGCCGCGAGCCUGCGGCAGCGCUCACGGAGGCCACCCGGCCCCGCAGAGAGGGGCUGCUCACGCCCUCCAUGUCCGAGUCCGACCUCACCACGUCGGGGCGCUACCGAGCCAGGAGGGACUCCCUGAAGCAGCGGCCGGUGUCCGAUCUCCUCUCGGGGAAGAAGAACGUCGUGGAAGGCCUUCCGCCGCUAGGGGGAAUGAAAAAGAGCCGGGUAGAUGCAAAAAAAAUUGGUCCUCUCAAAUUGGCUGCCCUAAAUGGACUCUCCCUAUCCCGACUGCCUCUGCCUGAUGAAGGAAAGGAAGUGCCCGCCAGAGCCACCAAUGACGAGAGGUGUAAAAUUCUGGAACAGAGGUUAGAACAGGGAAUGGUAUUCACAGAAUAUGAAAAAAUUCUUAAAAAACGGCUAGUUGAUGGGGAGUGCUCAACAGCACGACUCCCUGAAAACGCAGAAAGAAAUCGAUUCCAAGAUGUCCUUCCCUACGACGACGCCAGAGUGGAGCUGGUCCCAACUAAAGAAAACAACACUGGCUACAUCAACGCGUCACAUAUUAAGGUCUCUGUCAGUGGAAUUGAGUGGGAUUAUAUUGCCACACAGGGGCCACUACAGAAUACCUGUCAGGACUUUUGGCAGAUGGUGUGGGAACAGGGAAUUGCCAUUAUAGCAAUGGUGACCGCAGAAGAGGAGGGCGGCAGGGAAAAGAGCUUCAGGUACUGGCCACGACUGGGUUCCCGGCACAACACGGUCACCUACGGGAGGUUUAAGAUCACAACACGGUUCCGCACGGACUCUGGCUGCUACGCCACCACAGGCUUGAAGCUGAAGCACCUGCUCACGGGGCAGGAGAGGACUGUCUGGCAUCUCCAGUACACAGACUGGCCCGAGCACGGCUGUCCCGAGGGCCUCACGGGCUUCUUAUCAUACCUUGAGGAGAUCCAGUCUGUUCGACGCCAUACAAAUAGUACCAGUGAACCAAGAAGUCCCAACCCUCCGUUGCUGGUCCAUUGCAGUGCUGGGGUGGGAAGGACUGGCGUCGUCAUUUUGUCGGAGAUCAUGAUCGCCUGUCUGGAGCACAAUGAGGUGCUGGACAUCCCCCGGGCGCUGGACAUGUUGCGGCAGCAGAGGAUGAUGAUGGUGCAGACCCUCUGCCAGUACACGUUCGUGUACCGAGUUCUCAUUCAGUUCCUGAAGAGCUCGAGGCUCAUCUAG
Odobenus rosmarus divergens (Pacific walrus) is the source of this 3700-nucleotide messenger RNA. It is a transcript of the gene PTPN21, whose product is annotated as protein tyrosine phosphatase, non-receptor type 21. The coding region runs from base 206 to 3700 and encodes 1164 amino acids. Lineage: Eukaryota; Metazoa; Chordata; Mammalia; Carnivora; Odobenidae. Gene Ontology annotation, molecular function: protein tyrosine phosphatase activity. Gene Ontology annotation, cellular component: cytoskeleton. The record is from RefSeq and is a predicted model, not a curated record. Gene Ontology annotation, biological process: protein dephosphorylation. The transcript has 18 exons.